This is a messenger RNA of Argentina anserina (silverweed cinquefoil), 501 nucleotides long. Its product is annotated as transcription repressor MYB6-like. NCBI's taxonomy places the organism in Eukaryota, Viridiplantae, Streptophyta, Magnoliopsida, Rosales, Rosaceae. The transcript is spliced from 2 exons. The coding region runs from base 1 to 501 and encodes 166 amino acids. The record is from RefSeq and is a predicted model, not a curated record.
AUGUCCUCCAUCGCUGUCUUUGGAGCUUGCGGCCGUUUGAACAUCAGUGUCUUUGCGAGUAGGGAACGUGUAUACCUAUGGUCAUUGAUAGCUGGCAGGCUUCCAGGUCGAACAGACAAUGAGAUAAAGAACUACUGGAAUUCUACCUUAAGGAAGAAACAGGAGAACAGCUCAAGAAGGUCUAGAAUUCAGAGGCAAACCAUCAAGGACCCUCAUAUGACCAACAACCAAAUCAGACAAACAAGCAGCACCAGAAAUGUAUCAGCAGAACAACCAUUUCUCUCUGGGGUUGAAGUGAAUUUUAAGGCAGAGUCAGAUUCUGGUGAUGGAUUCUUGGCAACCAGUGAGGCAACCACCACCAGUGAAAAUGAUAUGGCAUGGAACUUCAUAACGGAUCUAAAUGCAGGGCAACUUAGCAUAUCUGAGUUUCUUCAUACUGACUUCUCUAAGCUUUGUGAAUUGAAUACCUUAGUCGUCACCUGCAAGAAUAGCAGACACUAG